GUCCUGUGUGUGGAAGGAAGACAGACAUUAUCAGCCACUGUCACCAAAGCAGAAAGAAGAAUAUGCAUUAGUUCUUUCUUUCAUGGUAUCAGUCUGUUAAAAUCCAUCAAACAGAAAAGAACCAACAGCACUUUACUUGAAACCUCCUCUAAUUAGAAAUGAACCAGCUGCGAGAUUCGAACUCCCAAGUAUGCUGGGUGAACAAGAGUGAGACUCAUUACUAUGCUCGCAUAGUAAUCUGUAAUACAAUGUCAAAAACAGGACAUGAGAUGCCGGACAGCCACGACUCACACCAAAGGAGCGCUAAAAUGUCUGAUGAUUUAAAAAUGAAGCGGCUGCAGGAAAUCAAGAAACGAUCUAAUGACGUAAGGCUUGGGAAAAUGGCUUUCUUCCAUUAUCUGGAAAGAGUAGAAACCAUGAGAACAUUCUGGGAAGAAAAGUUGGAACCUGUUCCAGAGAAUACAGAGGUUAAAAGCAAUAAAGUAAAGGAACGAAGAGAAAAACCCGGUUUUAGUCUUAAGGGAGUAAAGACUCUAAAGAAAAGGAGAUCAGCUGACUGUUCAGAUAUAUCUUCUCAGAAAAACUUGAAUGACUCCAAUGCAGAAAAAGUUAACAAACUUAAUAAAGAAAAUGCUAAAAAGUCUUCCCCUGUCAUCAUUGCACAGCAGAAUAUACUUAAGGCUGAUAAACCAUCAAGAGAUGUUUUGGAACAUAAUGAAAACAAAAAAGGCUUGGCCAAAACACAGACUUUAACAGAAAAAUUGCAUGUUGGUUUAGAAGGUGAUGCUUUAGAGUAUGAAAAAUCCACAAAGAAAGUGAAUGACGCUAGUAUUUCUGACAUCAGCAGCAACAGCCAUGCCAGUACAGAUGACACACAGGAAGAUCAGGGCAAGAUUAAAGCAUCCAAAGUAGCUAGUGAUGUGAACAUACAAAUAGAAGAUGAAAGCUGUCAGUCUGCAGCCAAAGAACUAGAUAUCACUGUUGAGGAAGAAGAUGCAGAAGCAGAGGAAGACGAAGCAGAAGAAGAAGAAGAUGCAGUAACUGAAUCUGAUAAUGAAUCAACCCCUGAGGAAGACUCUGAAGAAAAAGAAAGGAGUAGUGAAGAAACCACUGAGGAUGAUGAUACAGAGGCAAAACAAAAUGAAAAUUCAGUAGUCCAUGUAACUGAAAGCUCCUCCGAAAAUGUUCCAGCUCCAGGAUCUGAAUGCCAAAAUGUGACCUAUGAGGUGCUACAUAGGAAAGGCUCUCUGAAAAUGUGGAAGGAUGAAAAUGAAAACAGGGAGUCUCACUUCAAGUCUCCAACAGAAUCUCAAAGAAGCAAUUUAGAAAAUGACAUUCAAAGCUCCUUGAAUGAUCAGAAUUCAAAUAGCAAACAUCAAGUAACAGAGGAAGAAUUGAAAAAAGAAGGCACAAAGGAAAGUCAAGAUGAAACAAAUAACAACCAAGUAGUUAAAACAGAUGAAAAAGGAGAUUUACCGACAGUUAUAGCCCACAGUUCUCCCCUUCCAGCACCUUUUGAUCAUCGGAUAGUGUCAACAAAGUCGACGCAGAUCGUUCACCAGUAUCACAUCAACAGGAAAGAACUUCUAGGAGGAGGACGUUUUGGUGAAGUCCACAAGUGUACAGAAAAAGGAACAGGUCUCAAGUUUGCAGCUAAAACCAUCAAAGCAAGGGGUACUAAGGAAAAAGAAGAAGUGAAAAACGAGAUCAAUGUGAUGAACCAGCUAAACCAUGUGAACCUCCUUCAGCUGUAUGAUGCCUAUGAAUCCAAAAACGACAUCACUCUCAUCUUGGAACUUGUUGAAGGAGGAGAGCUUUUUGAUAGAAUACUUGAUAAACAAUACAACUUGUCGGAGUUGGAUACCAUACAUUUCAUAAAGCAGAUCUGUGAAGGGAUCCAACACAUGCAUCAGAUGUAUAUUCUCCAUUUAGACUUGAAGCCAGAGAAUAUUUUAUGUGUGAAUCGAGCUACCAAUCAAAUCAAGAUUAUUGACUUUGGCCUGGCAAGACCGUAUAAGCCAAGAGAAAAACUAAAGGUGAAUUUUGGUACUCCAGAAUUUCUGGCUCCGGAGGUUGUAAAUUAUGAGUUUGUGUCAUUUCCAACAGACAUGUGGAGUGUGGGAGUUAUAGCAUAUAUGCUGCUUAGUGGUCUUUCUCCGUUUUUGGGAGACGAUGACAAUGAAACACUGAACAAUAUCAUAGCAUGCAAAUGGGACUUUGAAGAUGAAGAAUUUCAGCAUGUCUCUGAAGAUGCUAAGGAUUUUAUAACAAAACUGCUUGUGAAAGGAAAAAGCUGGAGGAUAAGUGCAACCGAGAGCUUAAAGCAUCGCUGGAUAACAGAUGGCAAACUUCACAGCAGACUCAAACAACAGUGGAAGAACAUGAGCUGUUCAAUGUCGAAAGCACCCAAUGAUGACAAAAAGUGAUGAAAAAGCCAAACAUUACAUG
Molecule: messenger RNA, 2448 nt
Organism: Protopterus annectens (West African lungfish)
Lineage: Eukaryota; Metazoa; Chordata; Ceratodontiformes; Protopteridae
Gene: MYLK4
Product: myosin light chain kinase family member 4
Exons: 14
Coding region: 159-2426 (755 amino acids)
Biological process (GO): protein phosphorylation; positive regulation of apoptotic process; intracellular signal transduction
Cellular component (GO): nucleus; cytoplasm
Molecular function (GO): ATP binding; protein serine/threonine kinase activity
Source: RefSeq, a predicted model, not a curated record